GCAUAAACUCGAUAGCUCGUGAUCCCUGUGCUUGGUCCGCACGCCGAGCGGUGCUACAGAUCAGCCUCCCUCCACAUCAGCUACGGCAUCUCCUGUGCCCAACUCCGCUCAUACACUCUUUCACCGCCGUCCGUCUCUGUCGCUCUCUCGUCUUCCACCGCAUUGCGGCUCUCUUUGGCCGCCUAGCUACUUGACUUCAAUUCGGAAGGAAACUAUUCCCUGGUAUUCGUCCAUAUCAUGCCUCAAACGCCGGCCCAAGAGCAACAGUCAUCGCCGCGCAAGGCGUCGGCCCCUUCUUCGCCUGCCAAACUUGCACCUUCUGAUAUCAGGUCGGGUACGGACGAUCCUCUGAGCCAGUCUCCGUCAACAGACCCUGAUCUUCUAUCCACCCGUCCUGCUCCUAUAUCCCCAGCCUCCUCCCGCCCUUCAUCGGCCGUCUUUUCUCAAGCUUCAUCGGCGCCCCCUUCUCGCAACUCUUCACCUGCCGGCGUGGGAAGGACUCGUAGUGGAUCUUCGGCUUCGAUUGCGUCCCGGACCAAGCGGGCGUCCAGCAUCAAGCGAAAGAGUUUGCUGGCCAAUGUGACUCUCCCGGACGACGGGCUGUCUGGCAGGGAUGAGAGCGAGGGCGUGCCUACCACUAUACCGGAGCAUGAUCAGGUGCAGGCGGAUGGAACGGGAGCGCAUCUCGCCCCAGAAUUUUCUGAGCAUUUGGGAGAGAAGGCGGAUGACGAGAAGCCCGUCAAGGCUCAACAAACGCCCAAAACAGCGGUCCUUCCUUACAUCGUGCGCGACUAUGCGUACGACGUGUCCGAUGACCGACACCGGGGCAUACAUGAAGAAGAGGCUUGGGGCAGUCCUCACGAGCAGGACACUACUUGGGGGCAGGCUCGCGCCGCUCCUGAAGAGGAAGAUGAAGAUACGCAGCACGCAGGGGGAUGGGGAAGCUUUGGAGGCUUCCUCGGCUGGAGACGACGCUUCGGCAGUGGUCAGGAGGGCGAUGAUCAGCAGGAAGAGGCAGAGGAGGUAGAGACCGUGGACGUCGGGGCCGGGCAAAUCCCUGACGAAGAGUACUAUACGACACCGCCUCUGUCCGAAGCCGACCUGGGAUACUCAUACAACGUGCUGCCUCCCCUCGACCCUUCCGUUGAACCGACUGGUCUGCAUCGCGUCGCCUACACCUUUGAUGGGAUGGGCGCCAGCGAGAUGUCUGUUGACGAAGGAGAUCUACUGUAUCUUUCAGGACGAGGCAACGGCAAUGCUGGAUGGGUCAUUGCGAGGAGGAUGCAUGUAGAGCUUGGCAAGGUUGAAAAGGGCGACGCGGUGGGCUUGGUGCCCGAGUCGUAUCUGGAGCGGGUCGAAGUGUACGAUGUGGAAGAGUAGGGUCUUGUAUAUAAGGACACUUUUGGUUUGUAUGGAUAUGCAAUGGAUGCAC
This is a messenger RNA of Cryptococcus amylolentus CBS 6039, 1432 nucleotides long. RefSeq lists its product as hypothetical. NCBI's taxonomy places the organism in Eukaryota, Fungi, Basidiomycota, Tremellomycetes, Tremellales, Cryptococcaceae. The coding region runs from base 238 to 1380 and encodes 380 amino acids. Gene Ontology annotation, molecular function: protein binding. The record is from RefSeq and is a predicted model, not a curated record. The transcript is spliced from 2 exons.